Odontomachus brunneus is the source of this 2202-nucleotide messenger RNA. RefSeq names its product carboxypeptidase B-like. The transcript is spliced from 5 exons. The record is from RefSeq and is a predicted model, not a curated record. Gene Ontology annotation, biological process: proteolysis. Bases 9 to 1388 code for a protein of 459 amino acids. Lineage: Eukaryota; Metazoa; Arthropoda; Insecta; Hymenoptera; Formicidae. Gene Ontology annotation, molecular function: zinc ion binding; metallocarboxypeptidase activity.
UGAAUAUUAUGCUCUCAAGAACAGUUUCGAUAAAGAUGAACAACGGAAGACAGCCACGACCAGAGUGCGUGAGAUGGACGACGUUGAUGGUGAUGACAAUCGUCAUCUUCGUUGUCGACGGGCUUUCUGUGGAAGUCGCACGAAAAUCAGGCGAAAAGGAGCCGAAAGACGUUGUCCAGGAUCAGAUUACUUAUGACGGCGAUCAAGUAUGGAGAGUAUACAAACCCGAAGUGAAUAGCAGCGAAGCGAACGAGCUGUUGCAAAGUUACGAGGAGGACGGUUCUCAAAAUGGAUUUCGGUACUCGAUAUGGUCGAACAAUGCGUCAAUCACCGAUAUUAUGGUAAAAAGUUGCAUGCUCAAGCACGUGGGAAAUGUGCUCAGAAACGCUGGACUGGAAUACGACAUAUUGAUCAAUGAUGUGCAACAAGCAAUUAAGGAUGAAAACCCUUCGCUCUCGCCGGAUGUUCAGGAGGAGCUCGAAGGACGCAAAGGUCACAGAAUGGAAUGGACUAGUUAUCAUCGCCUGGAAGAUAUUUACGGUUUCCUGGAUUACCUCGCGGAGACUUAUCCCGAUCUUUGUUCCGUCAUGACUAUCGGUCAUUCCAUCGAAGGUCGCCCGCUGAAGGUUUUAAGGAUCAGUAAUGGCAAGCCGAACGCGCCGGCGAUCUGGAUCGAUGGCGGGAUUCACGCCCGUGAAUGGAUUUCACCCGCAUCAGUCACUUAUAUAAUCGAUUAUUUGGUGGAGAAUAACGAGAACCUGGAUGUGGACUACUAUAUAUUGCCGGUGGCCAAUCCGGACGGAUACGAGUAUACUUUCGUCACCGAUCGUCUCUGGAGGAAGAACAGAAGGAAGGCCGGUUAUUGCUCAGGCGUUGACUUGAAUCGGAAUUUCGGUUAUCGUUGGGGCGGAAAGGGCACGAGCAAGGACGUGUGCCGUGAAAUAUACUCGGGCGCCGCACCCUUUUCCGAGCCAGAAACCGAUGCUAUCCGGAACUUCUUCGAGGCUAGCUCGGCGAAUUUCAAGGCGUAUUUGAGCUAUCAUUCUUAUGGGCAAUACAUUUUGUACCCGUGGGGCUACGAUCAGCGUGUACCGCCGGAUUAUGCUGACCUUGACACAAUCGGUCGCAAAGCAGCAACAGCCAUGAAAAUGGCAGGAGGUGCUGGAAGUGUGUAUACCGUUGGAAACAGCGCUUCGUUGCUGUACGCGGCUAGCGGAGGCUCAGACGACUGGGCGAAAGCUUUGCUCAAAAUCAAGUAUACGUACACUAUUGAAUUGAGAGACACCGGCAAACACGGUUUUAUUUUGCCAGCGCGUUAUAUUAUUCCUACUGCCAAAGAAGCGCUCGCCGCGGUGGAAGUAAUUACGGAAGCUUGCAAGAAGUUGUAGCUGUUAGUCGAUCCACGACUGAAGAAAAAUUCGACUGAAGAAAAUUCGAGCAAUUCUUAUUUUACUUAAAAUUAUAUCCGCUAGGAGAUUUAUUGCGCGAGUGUAUUUAUGGAUCAAAUUACUGGAGGACAUGCAUUGUCUUGAAAAAUCAAAAUCUCAAAAUUCGAAAACUGGGACAAUUUCCCGAAAAAUCAUAAUACCGAAAUCCAAAGUAUUAUUAUUAUUAUCAUUUAUAUACUCCCGUAAUAUAAUAACAAUUUGGAUACCAAAACACAAAUAUAAUUUCCUCGAAGUAUACAAUUGUUCAGAGAGGAAUUCUUUUUUAAAUUACGAUACGUCUUUUUUUGAGACAAUGUAUGUCCACAAAAUUGCUUUGUAUGUAAGGCACAUCAAAUAUUUCGUGAGCAACUGUAAAACGAUAUAUCAUAUAAGUUUGUCGACUUCUAUUUAAUAUCAACAGUGCCGUAUGAUCUUAGUUAUUUUUCAAGAAGUUGUUUCUUCGCUGCGAUUAUUUAUCUUUAUUGUUGUUAGUUGGCCGAAUUCCAGAAUGGCGUUUAUUUCGCCAUUAUCUCAACGUUUAUACGAUCGUAUGUGUUAAAACAUAUAUUGUAUCAUAUCAGCGAAGUCGCCGAGUCAUCUAAUUAUUUUAUAAAUAAUGCUUGCCACGACUCCAAUAGCUUUGGCGACAUAAUUCAACAAUUUCUUUUAUUUUUUACUGUAAUAUAUCCACGUAUAUAUAAUCAACUGUCCUUGACAGCAAUAUGUGCGUGACUUUAUUAUUUAUGAAAUAAAAUCAUCAUAUCGUAAAUAUUAA